Messenger RNA from Monodelphis domestica (gray short-tailed opossum), 916 nucleotides. Lineage: Eukaryota; Metazoa; Chordata; Mammalia; Didelphimorphia; Didelphidae. The record is from RefSeq and is a predicted model, not a curated record.
AUGCCAACAACCGUAGAUCAUAGCCAAGAGAUUUGUGAAGUUUGGGCUUGGAACCUGGAUGAGGAGAUGAGGAAAAUCCAUCAGGUUAUUGGGCAGUAUAAUUAUGUUGCCAUGGACACCGAGUUUCCUGGUAUUGUUGCAAGACCCACUGGACAGUUCCAAAGUAAUGCUGACUAUCAGUACCAGCUUUUGAAAUGUAAUGUAAACUUGCUGAAGAUAAUCCAGCUUGGGUUGACUUUUAUGAAUGAGCAAGGAGAACACCCUCCAGGAACCUCUACCUGGCAAUUCAACUUCAAGUUUAAUUUAGCAGAGGACAUGUAUGCCCAGAACUCCAUCAAGCUCCUGACCAAGGCGGGGAUCCAGUUUAAAAAGCUUGAGGAAGAAGGAAUCGAGCCAGAGUAUUUUGCAGAACUUCUCAUGACAUCGGGUGUUGUGCUGUGUGAGGGUGUCAAGUGGCUUUCAUUUCAUAGCAGCUACGACUUUGGCUAUUUGAUCAAAAUCCUGACCAACUCUAACCUACCUGAAGAAGCACUGGACUUCUUUGAGAUCCUGCACUUGUUCUUUCUGGUCAUCUAUGAUGUCAAGUGCCUCAUGAAGAGCUGCAAGAACCUCAGGGGUGGCCUGCAGGAGGUGGCUGAGCAGCUUGGGUUGGAGCGGAUAGGCCCACAGCACCAGGCAGGAUCAGAUUCCUUACUGACAGGAAUGGUCUUUUUCAAGAUGAGAAAAAUGUUCUUUGAAGAUCACAUCGACGAUGCCAAGUAUGGUGGGCAACUGUAUGGGCUCCAUUUGGGCUCCUCCUGUAUCCAGGAUGAUGCUUGUGAAGAGGAGGCCAGCAAGCAGCCAUGAUGGGAAACGGAUGGACAAGAGGCCUUGGUGUUAGGAGCUACACGUGUGGCUUUUGUAUAUAGGUUUUAUA